AGCAAACCUUGGUCAACCUUUGCACACCCACUCUCCAUUUUACAUACAAAGCAAAACAAAAUGUAGUGUAGGUUGAUGUGUACUGUGAGAGCGGAGAGACACAAGGUGAACUCGCUGAAGCUCGAGGAAAACUACACAGACAGGUGAACAGAGCCUCAUUUGACUGCAACAAAGGGACAUGGGUUCUAUUUCAACUCUAACAUAGGAUGAUGAUGCUGCCAAUACCUUUCACUUGUUAGUGAAGCAAGGAGUCCCCCGUCACUCAACCUUGCCACCUAGUGGAACUUUGAAAGUUAAACAUCCUCCUGGUCAACAGAAAUCUUCCAGAUAACUAUCUCCCUCAUCUGGGGAGAUGCCUGCCCUACAAUAUUUUUCUCAGAUACCAUUUAUGUUGUACCUGCUGAAGAACACCCAACAUUAAGCAGCUCUUCACUGCCAGGUUGCUUAAUGACUUAAAACCUCCUUUCCAGCUACAGUUAAGAGGCACUUAAUAAGCAGGUCAUACAAAAAUGAUAUUUGACUGACGUAUGUGUGAUAUGCUCCCAUGAUCCAUUGCUACAUGUUAAAGUGGAUGCUGCCCCAAAGCAAGAGCAUCCAACAAAAAGUAUAUUGAGCAACUUAGGAGAACUGCACAAACAAAGAAAAGCCAGAUGGAAGUAUCAUCACAUACCGUGCUCGCUACAGUCACACCAACAGCAACGCAAAAUGUCACUUUGGCAGGCCAGACAGAUAAAUAUAAAUCUCACAACUGGGAGUUCCUGGUGGCCGUUGUGGUCACAGCCAUCUCCAUCUCCGUUCUCAUCGGCCUCCUGGCUAAAUGCCAGGUGGUCCGGCGUUACCUGGCAAGCUACAGGCACACACGGCUGAGGGAGGUGGACACCAUCAGUCAGUGUGAACCGUCAGGCCUGGAGGUGGAAUUUGCCAUGCAUGGAGGACGUGCCAUUAACCCCCACUGCAUCCCCCCUGUGGGCGAGGAAGAUGAUGACGGCUUCAUCGAGGACAACUACAUCCCGGCCAGUGAGAGAGCGAGGGCUGAAAGAGCUGCAGAGAACAUGGAGGACACGGAGGACACAGAAGAAGAGAUGGAUGAAAUUGAAUUUACCAUCGGUUAGCAGGUCUGUCUCUACAUCUCCUCGGCUGUAUAAACCCUGAAAAACCAAUUCCACUCCCACCUUUCUCUAUUUCUGAGUAAAAUUCAUAUAGUCAAAGUAAAAAAGGGUUUUAAAAAAUGUUAGGAAAGCAUAACAAUUUAAAUUCCAGUUUUUAAGAGCAUUCUAAUUUCAGGAAGCACAAAAUGCAUUGAUGUGAAAAGCUUUUUUGUGGCAUUAUUAGACAAUUCCUAAUAUAAGGAACCAUAAAAGUCCCAAUACAAAUAUAAAUAUGUCAUUUAUGCCAACCCUUUCUGCCAUGAUACUGACAACAAUAGCUGUUACAGUAUAGGCAUGUUUUUUGUUUUGUUAUAAGUGACAUUGAAAGGAAUGAAAAUUAUGAAACAGCAAAGCUGUCUACGAAAGGACUGAAAAAUAGGUCUUCUGUAAAUAUGAUCAUAAACCAAUCACCUUUGUAUCAGUUUUUGAAUGAUUCGAUUAACUGAUUGAUUGUUAAUUUGACAGCACAGGUUAAGAAAGACAAAGUAUGGUUUAAUCAACAAAAAAACUGUUGUGUUGAAUGUGAACAGGAACAUUUCACUUUGCACUGUCCAUUUCACUACUACUAUAUAUUUCAUAGCACUUGGAGUAGCAACACAAGGACAUUGGGAUGGUCUGAGGUGAUGAUAUGUUCUUCAUAACAAAGUUUCAAGAUGUAUAUCUUUUUAAAUUAUAUUACAACAUCAAAGUAAAUGGUUAUGUUUGCUUAUUUAGGACUACAGCGUGCCUUUUACAGAUGUUUGAAUGUUUGCACAAAAGGUACAACUACUGCUAGAAAAAUAUGUAGGCCGGCUCAAUUAUAGUAAGCAUUAGCCUAGGGCCUAGGCCUUCAAGUAAUGACUUACCCUCCCCUUGGCUUCUAUAUUUAUAAUGGAAAACGUUGGGCUACUGACUGAUGUGCAUGAAAUCAAUGAAUUCACUCUGUAUAGGCUAUUUAUUGUAUUGGACAGUGUGACUUCAAUACAAAUAAAAAGUGUCAGAACUUAGAAGUGUCUACAUGGGUAAUUUUUGAAUCCAUACCAUUGGACUCCAAAACUUCUGAGGACUAGUGUCACCAGCGUUCGUAUGGGAUU
Messenger RNA from Notothenia coriiceps (black rockcod), 2221 nucleotides. RefSeq names its product chromosome unknown C1orf210 homolog (gene cunh1orf210). The transcript is spliced from 4 exons. The record is from RefSeq and is a predicted model, not a curated record. Lineage: Eukaryota; Metazoa; Chordata; Actinopteri; Perciformes; Nototheniidae. The coding region runs from base 651 to 1112 and encodes 153 amino acids.